Lathyrus oleraceus (garden pea) is the source of this 2627-nucleotide messenger RNA. RefSeq names its product protein kinase PVPK-1. Gene Ontology annotation, biological process: protein phosphorylation. The record is from RefSeq and is a predicted model, not a curated record. The transcript is spliced from 3 exons. Gene Ontology annotation, molecular function: ATP binding; protein kinase activity. NCBI's taxonomy places the organism in Eukaryota, Viridiplantae, Streptophyta, Magnoliopsida, Fabales, Fabaceae. Bases 547 to 2445 code for a protein of 632 amino acids.
AUUAGUUAAACAUCUGUCAAAAGAAGGAAAAAAGAGUUCCGCGUGCUGGUGGGUCGAGAAUGCCCAUGAGGCCAUGACCCGUUUGGUUUCACUUCCCUUUUGUGGACUCAAAAAAAGCACUCAACUUUUGGGGAAACACCAACAUGAAACUCGGCGAGAUUCAUUUUUUUAGACUAAAUCACUGCACUUCUUUAUUCUUUUUAUUGCCUUUGCUUCUCAACUUCCCUUCGUUUUCUUCAAUUCCCAUUUCCCUAACCCAAUCCCCGCUUCGCCCCCAAAACCAACACAAAACAAACAACAUAGUAUUUUUUAUUUAUUAAUAUUGUUCUUGUUUUUUGUUUUGUUUUUCUUUUGUCCUUUCUUUUUUCCGAUCGGAUCUGAGGGCUCUUGAGAAUUGCAGAAAGCCAAAUCAAAGGAACAUCACUUUCCGGCACAUACAACUUUUUUUCUUAGCCAUGGAAGAAGCUUUCUUUCUCUUCAAUUGCAUUGCCAAUUUUUUCCAUUAAUCAGUUGAUUUGGAUUUUGCAGCUUAUUAAGAAUUUAUUGAUGGAGUCACCUGUUGGUGGAGUUGAAUCUUUACCAGAAGUUCAGAAUUCGGUUUCUGGCAUAGAUCACAAUCCACCUUCGACAUCUGGGAUCCCUCGCUCUUCUCGGCCUACUUUACGAGCAUCUAGAGAUCAAGGGCCUUCUUCCAAUCAUCAUAAUCAAGGAAAGAUGAAUGAUUCCUAUCAAGAGGCUAACAAUGUGAAUCGUGAAGGUUCAACUAAAAUGGAGAAGCAAUGUUAUAAGCCUAAUGGUAAAUCUGAUGAUAUUGAAACUUUUGAAAGUUGUUUGGCCAAGAAUAUUUCGACAAUUGAAACAAAAUUGUGCAUCAGCGAUGGUUCCACGAAUCACGAUUCUGAUGACAUAUUAGAAUCUGAGAAUGACAUAUUAGGUUUGUCGAAACAAGUUGUUGAUCAGAAAAACUCCGAGAUUACGUUUUGCUCAAGUCCUCAGAAUAGUUUAUAUUCUGCCACUGUUUAUUCAGAAGCUAAAGAAAGUUUCACCAACACCGGAAUCAACGAAUGUGUUAGUGUCGAUAAGUCAGUUGAAAGUGGGGAGGUUAGGUAUUCAUGUGAGAGCAGGAAGACGAGCAUCUGUAGAGGGAGUACUGGAAGUGAUGUUAGUGAUGAGAGCAGCAUCAGUAGUUUGAGCAGUUCUUUGUAUAAACCACAUAAAGCAAAUGAUGUAAGAUGGGAAGCGAUUCAAGCGAUCAGGGUUCGGGACGGUGGAUUGGAAAUGAGACAUUUCCGGUUGUUGAAGAAAUUGGGAUGUGGAGACAUAGGAAGUGUAUAUCUAGCAGAGUUAAGCAGCACAAGGACUUGUUUUGCUAUGAAAGUAAUGAACAAGACAGAAUUGUCAAGUCGCAAGAAACUUCCGAGAGCGCAGACAGAGAGGGAGAUAUUGCAGUCUCUAGAUCAUCCAUUUCUACCGUCAUUGUACACGCACUUUGAGACAGAAUCAUUCUCUUGCUUGGUUAUGGAGUUUUGUCCUGGUGGGGAUCUCCAUGCACUCAGGCAACGACAACCUGGGAAGUAUUUUUCAGAGCAUGCUGCAAGGUUUUAUGUGGCAGAAGUUCUCCUUGCUUUAGAGUACUUGCACAUGCUUGGGAUCAUCUACAGAGACCUCAAACCUGAGAAUGUGUUGGUGAGAGAAGAUGGUCACAUCAUGCUAUCAGAUUUCGAUCUCUCUCUAAGAUGUGCCGUCAGUCCAACUCUCGUAAAGUCAUCAAACACCAGCUUGGAGACUAAAAGCUCGGGAUACUGCAUUCAGCCAGCAUGCAUUGAACCAACUUGUGUAAUUCAGCCAGACUGCAUCAAACCUUCAUGCUUCACGCCGCGUUUCCUAUCAGGCAAAUCCAAAAAGAAAGAAAAGAAGGUGAAACCUAAGAAUGACGUGCACAAUCAGGUGACACCUCUCCCUGAGCUUAUGGCCGAGCCCACAAAUGCCCGAUCAAUGUCCUUCGUUGGCACGCAUGAGUAUUUGGCGCCUGAAAUCAUCAAAGGCGAAGGUCACGGCAGUGCUGUAGACUGGUGGACAUUUGGUAUAUUCUUAUACGAGCUUUUGUUUGGUAGAACACCAUUCAAAGGUUCGGCGAAUCGAGCGACUUUAUUUAAUGUAGUUGGGCAGCCCUUAAGAUUUCCCGAAUCCCCUAGUGUUAGCUUUGCUGCUAGAGACUUGAUUAGGGGUCUACUUGUGAAAGAGCCUCAGCAUCGUCUUGCGUAUAGACGUGGAGCUACGGAGAUAAAACAACAUCCAUUCUUUCAAAAUAUUAACUGGGCCCUGAUCCGUUGUGCAACUCCUCCCGAAGUGCCGAGACAGGCCAUGAAAGAAGCACUCAUAGCCGAGAAGAAGGCGCCUGGUGUGAAGCCUUCUGGUAACUAUUUAGAUAUUGAUUUCUUUUGAUCCCUAUGCAUGUUUUCUCCUUUGAACUAAUUAUUUUUCAUCUUGUAUUUGUGUUGUUGUUCGUCCAUGGUUGUUUCCAUUGUAUAAAAGAAUGCAACUCAUUCGUCUACGUUGAAUGAAUCACUACUUGUAAGAUACUCCCAAUUGUUUUAAAUUGAUGAACAAAGUCUCUGGUUUAUUAA